AUGCUUCGUGAGGAUGACAUAUUAGCUUUAUUAGGUGACGGAAAUGUAUCAGAUAUUGGGGAACUAGAUAGUGGUAAUGAAUCUGAAGACUUUUUUCCUGAAGCAGAACUCACUGAGCUUUUAAAUGAAUUUGAAAAUAACGAUGGUAAUUUUGAAAAUGAGAAUGAAUAUAGUGUUGUUGGUAAGAAUUUUGAAACAACUAAAAAAUGUGAUGUUCGUUGGGCACGAAAACCUUUUGCCCAACCACGUCUGCAUUUGGAAAACUUAGAUCAACCUGUAUAUCCUAUUUUACUAAGAUCUCCAUUAGAAUACUUUAGUGAAUAUUUUAAUAAUGACAUUUUUGAAAAAAUGGCUUUUUUCACAAAUUUAUACGCAGUUUCUAAACAAAUUUCGAGAUUCAAACCAACAAAUAUAAACGAAAUGAAAAUAUUUAUUGGUAUUCAUAUUAUUAUGGGCUCUUUAAAAUAUCCUCGAGUACGUUUAUAUUGGGAAGAUAAUUUUCAAAUUAAUAUUAUUGCACGUAAUAUGACACGAGACCGUUUUUUUGCUUUACGAACUAAUUUUCAUAUAAUUGACAACAACAGUAUAAGUAAAGAAAAUAAAGACAAAUUCAUCAAAGUGAGACUAUUAUUUGAUGUAGUGUUAAAAAAAUGUAAUAGCCUACCUUUAGAACAGGACCUUUGUGUUGAUGAACAGAUGGGAUAUUCAGAAUUAGACAGUAACUUGGUAAAAUCGGUAGGCUUUGGUGGUAGUGUUGUGUUACAUUUAACACAAAAUGUUCCUCCGAACCGCCAUUUUUUGUAUUUCGAUAAUUAUUUUUCGUCAUUUGGAUUAUUUGAGAGAUUGCAACAGUUGAACAUUUACGCGGUUGGUACAAUUAGAUCAAAUUGGUUUGCACAAUCACCAUUUUUAAGUGACAAACAAAUGCGGAAAAUGGGUAGAGGCGCUGCAUUUGAAGUUACCACAGAUAUGAAUCAUUGUAAUAUAGGACUUUUAAAAUGGUUUGAUAAUAAAGCAGUUACUCUUGGUUCUAAUUACGUAACAUCUGGGGAUGUUGACAAAGUUGAGCGUUGGGACAAAAAGAAAAAGGCAUAUGUAGAAAUCGAAAGACCAGAAAUUAUGAAUAUUGACUCCACGAAGACCCAAGGUACACUAUAG
This is a messenger RNA of Rhopalosiphum maidis (corn leaf aphid), 1158 nucleotides long. Its product is annotated as piggyBac transposable element-derived protein 1-like. The transcript is spliced from 3 exons. NCBI's taxonomy places the organism in Eukaryota, Metazoa, Arthropoda, Insecta, Hemiptera, Aphididae. The record is from RefSeq and is a predicted model, not a curated record. The coding region runs from base 1 to 1158 and encodes 385 amino acids.